AUGUUCAAGUCGAAGCUGCAGGAGGUGUGCCAGAAGAAGGCUUGGGCCUUACCGGAGUACAGCAGCACCAAGGAGGGCGUCGAUCACGACCCUAGCUUCUCCGCCUCCGUCCUCGUCAACGGCCUCACUUUCCACACUCCCCAAUCCUUCCGCUCCUCUAAGCUCGCCCAAAACGACGCCGCUCGCCUCGCAUUCGAGCACUUUUCUGCCGCCGCGCCCCUCCCUGUUUCCCGCCCCGCUCCUUCCACUUUCCCUCAGCCCAGUCUUAUCGCAGGACUUCCCGUAGGAUCUCAGAUCAGCGACAAUACGACAGUUGUCGGUUCUCAGAACAGUGGCAGCACAUUAAGUGAUAACUAUUCCAAAGAUGUACAGCAUCAUAAGAACCAGCUGCAAUAUUAUGCUCAAAAGAGGAACCUAAAUUUACCUGUGUACUCUUGUGAGCGUGAAGGUCCUCCUCAUGCCGCUCGUUUCAAAUGUACUGUAACAAUUGAUGGACAGACUUAUCAGGGUCAAGAAUUUCUUCCCACUGUGAAGGAUGCUGAACAUGCAGCUGCAAAAGUUGCUUUGAUCUCCCUGUUGCCAAAUGGAGUCCAAGAAGAUGAUACUGGUUUGUACAAGAACCUUCUACAAGAACUACUUCAAAAAGAAGGUCAACAUGUGCCUCUUUAUAGCACAACGACAUCAGGUGAACCUCACAUGCCUAGGUUUGUUUCAACCGUGGAGAUUGGAGGCGAAUACUUUACAGGUGAGGUAGCAAGAAGCAAGAAGCUGGCAGAAGUGAGUGCAGCAAAGGUUGCUUACAACACUCUGAGAGAUCGUAAGUUGAGUCAUAUUCCAUUGUUUCCCACCCCGGCUACUGAAGGUCAAGUCUGUUCUGAGUUAUUAUCAUCUAAGGCUCCAUCAGUUGUAGCGGCUGAUCUACAACAACAAAUGAGACCCAACACAAUUCCAAAUUCAGUUAAAAGGGAACCAGAAUCGGAGAUGAGUGUGGCUGCAGUGGGAACCAGUCGUCAGGGGACAACUCCAUCUUUGGGAGUUAUUAGUGUUACUGUUGGUGGAGGAUCCACUUUAUCUGGCACUGUACAUGCCCGUCAACCGGAGACUUCACGUUCUGCUUCCCCUGAGCCCCAAAACGAUUUGUUUUCGACGUUGGCUUCAGACUAUAACUCAGAUGUGGACUCUACUCUUGAGCCAGCAGCAAAGAGAUUCUUCUCUAACAAGGUUUCUGUGCAUCCACGGAUGGCGGCGGCACUCCCUGAAGACUGUAUCGUGUUACCCUUUAGUGAUGAAAAUUGGGUUGCUGUAUCACCUAUGAAGUCAGAAUGUAGAAUGGAUCAUUGAUAAUGUGGUGGUUAUAUACUUAUAUGUAUAUUGUAUAUCGAAGAUGGUUUCUUUUUUUCUUUAUAUUAAUGUAAUUUGCUGGG
This is a messenger RNA of Fragaria vesca subsp. vesca, 1424 nucleotides long. Its product is annotated as double-stranded RNA-binding protein 1-like. The record is from RefSeq and is a predicted model, not a curated record. The coding region runs from base 1 to 1341 and encodes 446 amino acids. The transcript has 6 exons. NCBI's taxonomy places the organism in Eukaryota, Viridiplantae, Streptophyta, Magnoliopsida, Rosales, Rosaceae. Gene Ontology annotation, molecular function: double-stranded RNA binding.